Doryrhamphus excisus (bluestripe pipefish) is the source of this 2665-nucleotide messenger RNA. RefSeq names its product sarcoglycan, alpha (gene sgca). The record is from RefSeq and is a predicted model, not a curated record. Gene Ontology annotation, cellular component: membrane; sarcoglycan complex. Lineage: Eukaryota; Metazoa; Chordata; Actinopteri; Syngnathiformes; Syngnathidae. Gene Ontology annotation, molecular function: calcium ion binding.
CACAGAUGCCCGCCUGUGGUCAUGAGGAAGCGGGGGUGUCCAAAAUAACUCCGGGCAAGUCUUUUUACUGUGCACUUGGAGCUGUCAAUCACAGGCCAAAACAAGAUGGCAGGCUGCAGGAGCUGGUUGUUCUUUCUAACAGCUUUUGGCGCGGCCCUGAGUGCGGCGCACGCGGAGAUUAAAUUCACCAUCCCGUCGGGGAAGUUCUUCACCUAUGAGCUGAUGAGGGAGACGUUCCAGAGCGACUUUGAGCCCUUGUCCAAACUCUACGCCGAGCGCUCGUACGACGACCCCAUGGUGUUCAAGUGCAACAAGCAGAGCUUCCCCGACCUUCCCGAGUGGCUCCGCUUCACCCAGAGGCAUCCCUACGAUAGCGGCUUCCUGUACGGAACGCCGACGUCUCCCGGGAAGAGUUUCAUCGAGAUUUACGCCGUCAACAAGCGAACCUAUCAAACCGCCAGACAGAUUCUGGUCAUCAACGUGAUUGCAGGCGGCAGCCCCCCCUACCAAGCAGAGUUUUUUAUCAAGCUGAGGGAGAUUGAGAAGGUGCUGCCCCCUCCUGUUCAGGAUGAGAUAAAACACGACCUGCAGAAGCUGUGGGACACCGAGGCCUUGGACAUCGUCAACAUCUCCAAUGCGCUGGACCGCGGCGGCAGAGUGCCCCUCCCCCUGGCGGGACACUUUGAAGGCGUGUACGUGAAGGUGGGCUCCGAGCAGAACUUUUCCAGAUGUCUCCUGAGGGUGCGGAUGGCGGAGCAUCGGGCCAAGUGUGCGGCGGCGCCAGGCGCCAAGGUCAAGGUCCCCGGGGGGUGCAACUUCUGCAGCAUCCCCAGCAACUGCAUCAGCUGGUGCCACACGGAGCUGUUUGACUUGAGUCAGCGGGAACCGACGCCACCUGCUCCCACUUUGGGGUCCGGCGUCUUGGAGACCGGAGGGGAGUUCGACCCCCCCGUGUCGCCCGAGAGCAGAGACUUUUUCCCGGACUACCUGGUGACGGUCAUCGUGCCGCUGAUUGUGGCGCUGGUCCUCAGUCUGCUGCUGGCCUACAUCAUGUUCGGGCGCAGAGAGGGCGUCGGAAAGAGGGACGCGAGAACCAACCAGAUCCAGCUCUACCACCACCACACCAUCCAGGACAACACGGACGAGCUGAGGAGCAUGGCCGGCCACCGCGCCGUCCCCCCGCCCCUCUCCACGCUGCCCAUGUUUGACAGCCGCACGGGGGCCAGGGCCACGCCGCAGCCGCCCUCCGACAGCCCCCGCGUCCCUCUCAUCCUGGCCCAGCAGGAACCCUACAGCGACCCCCUGCCCCGGUGAGAUGGGGACAUGUUUAAACGCCGCGUUUCAUGAGGUCAUCCAUCUUUUGCUCCUGCGUGGAAGUGGAGGAGACGCGUUUUAUCACAACUUUGCUUUUGUGAGAGUUUUGUGUGGAGUUGUAAUAAUAAACACCAUUAUGAAAAUUAGAUGACCAUUUAAACCAUAAAGCAGUUUAUAACUCUAUAUUUUAUAUUCCAGUCAAAUUCCAAUCAUACUUCAAUAAGCCGUUUUUUUUACUUCUUGUUUACACAAAUUAGACAUGUGCAGUCGUGAACGGGUCAUUCACAACUGAAUCGGUACUCACGGGUGUCUAUGUCCGUUAACUCGUUCACUUACUCACUGCUAGCUUACAAAAGAAGGGGUUGUGGCACAUUAGUGGUGGGCAAAAACGUUCAUUUCAGUGAACCGGUUCAUUCAGGAAAAAGAUCCGUUCAUUUCGUUCAAUUGGUCGUUAGGCUGUGAUCUCCCCCUGUGCAUAGACCGGGUCAGCCGUGUCGAGUCAGUCCGUUCACUCAUGUUCACUUUCGUUCCGACUCAACAGCCCAAUAACACGUGAUGACGAGUGGUGUGUCGGUCGUGAACGAACGGGUCAAAAGAACCAGUUCUUUUUUGUGACCGGAAUGAACCGAAUUUUUUUGACCCGUUCGUUCACGACCAACACACCACUAUUGCACAUUGGCCCUCUGUUGUUAGACGGUAGACUAACUUAUCAUCAAUGAAUCACUCAUAAGAACUCGAGCGAGUACAAGGAAUCGAUUUUCCCGUCACGAACACUCGACACAUUUCUCCAUCUUCACCAAAAUUAAUAGUAAACCUCCACGAACGCCACGAGGAGCAUUAGGUAAGUGUGUCGUUUUCAGUGUCUAAACACGAUGUUAUCAAAAAAGUAUCUCAGACUAUUCAUGUAACUUGUAAAAAAACACAAGAAAAUGGAUAAAUAUAAUAACUUACUUGUCACCUGCUGAUCGUUAGGGCGGCCAUUUUGAUUUGAUUGGGCAAACCGACAACAAAUCCCAUAUCACUGGAACGCAGGUAGAGAUCGUGACUGAAAUGAAAGACACAACACGGUAAGACAUCUUAUAAAUACAAAAUAUCUAAUACUUUGACAGAAAGGUUGUUUUUACCACCAAAAUCAACCAUUAACCCAAUCAUUUUAAAAGCAAAACUCACAUUCAAUUUACCCUGAAUUCCUUUUGCAACAACUACCGCACUUUGUCCACUAGAGGUCGCCAAAGUCGCUUCUUAUUUUUAGGGCUGCAAGGUCCAAAGUAACAGUACCUGUUUUUACUGCUACUAAAAUGUUCCCAUUUAUGAGUUUUGAGGCGAAACUUUAUGGACAUAAGGUGCUGUG